UCGACCAUGCAGCCGAAUGGAUUGUUCCGGGUUCGGUCUCCAAAUGACAUUGUUCCAGGCCACUGCUCGGCUUUCAAACACCAAAACCACCACAAGAGGGAGCCGUUCACAAUAACUGCAGCCAUCACUGCUGGAAAGAGAGAUAGAGAGAGAGGGCACACGGCAGCGCGACCAGAAUACAGAGCAGGCCGAGAUGAUGUGGAAGACCCGGAGCGUGGCGGAGGUCACAUGAUCUCCACCGAUGACCUGGAGUACCCGCGUGAAUAUCGCACGCUGGGAAACAGCACGCGACGCUUCUCCAACGUGGGGUUGGUCCACACCUCUGAACACCGGCACACGGUCAUCGCCGCCCAGAGCCUGGAGGCCCUCACCAACCUGCACAAGGCCGACAUGGAACGCAAGCGGGACGCAUUCAUGGACCACCUGAAGAACAAGUACCCUCCUCAGCACUCCCUACCACCCUCUCCAUCCCCCUCGCAUGGCAGCAUGAGGGGCACCGCAGAGAGAAGCGCACGAGAACAGCAACAGCCAAACUACUGGAGCUUUAAGAGCCGUAGUCCACGUCACUCCCAGUCCACUCAGUCGGGUUUGGCAGACCAGGCGUCUAAACUGUCCUUCGCAUCUGCUGAGUCUCUGGAGACCAUGUCUGAGGCCGACAUGCCGCUGGGCUUCAACCGCAUGAACCGUUUCCGUCAGAGCCUCCCACUCUCCCGCUCUGCAAGCCAGAAUAAACUACGCUCUCCAGGUGUCCUUUUCCUGCAGUUUGGAGAUGAGACCAGACGUGUUCAUAUCACUCACGAGCUCAACAGUUUGGAGACCUUGCACGCACUCAUCGUGCACAUGUUCCCUCAGAAGCUGACAGCGGGAAUGCUGAAGUCCCCAAACACGGCCAUCUUGAUCAAAGACGAAGCGAGGAAUGUUUUCUACGAGCUGGAGGACGUGAGGGACAUACAGGACCGCAGUAUCAUUAAAAUCUAUCGCAAAGAGCCCAUCUAUGCCUCCUAUCCUGCCGCACAUCUGGCCAACGGAGACCUCAGGAGAGAGAUGGUUUAUUCAUCCCGGGACUCCUCACCAACCCGUCGUCUCAACACUCUCCCUUCCUCCUCUGCCUCGCCCUCUUCCGGUUCUCCUUCCCGAUCCCGUCUCUCCUACAGUGGAGGUCGGCCCCCCUCUUUUGCUGGUCCGGGUCACCCUCACCCACAGGGUCCCCAGCAUCCGUCCCACUCCCACCACCCUUCACCCUCUCACGGACAGACUCAAGGCCUAACCACCUCCUCCUCAGCCAUCCUAGAGCGGCGUGAUGUCAAACCCGAUGAGGAGAUGUCUGGUAAAAGCAUGGUCCUCCUGAAGAACGAAGGUCUUUAUGCUGAUCCGUACAGCUUGAUGCACGAGGGUCGGCUUAGUAUCGCUUCUACUCAGUCCCUGGCCACCAUCGCUGACCCCUUUGGCUUCCCAGUGUCAGGAGGUCUGUACCGCAGAGGUUCGGUGCGUUCUCUCAGUACAUACUCAGCUGCAGCACUGCAAAACGACCUGGAGGACAGUCUGUAUAAGCCUGGAGGUUCUCUAUACUCCGAUACUUACAGCAGCUCCACGCUCGGCAUGGGCUUUCGUCUGCCGCCCUCCUCCCCACAGAAAAUUCCCGACGUGCAGCUGCGUGACAGGGAAUCAUUCACUGGGUCUCCCAGCCGAGGGUCGCCUGUGAGAACCACCUUCCGCAAAGACUCCACUUCCUCUUCCGUGUUUGUGGAGAGUCCGAAGUCCAGACCCAGCUCCAGUUCUGAACCCCUAGGAGAUGGGAGUAAGGGACCUGGAUUUGGGUCGUCAUUGUCUGGGCCCGAGACGGACACACGCAGGGAUCGUAUGGAGGCAAUGGAGAAGCAGAUAGCCAGUCUGACUGGACUGGUUCAGAGCGUCCUAACCCGAGCACCAGACAGCGACAGCACCGAGAAGACCGAAUCCACCAGUGACGGCUCCGCCACAGGAACUGGCCGGCUGAAGAAGAAAGCGCUGACUCCAUCUGCUCCGCUGGCACUGAUGCCUCCGCCUUCAUCUGGGUGCUCUCAGGCCUCCACCGUCUCCAGGCUACAGAUGCAGCUUCACCUGCAUGACCUACAACAGAAUUCCACCGAUCUGCGCAAACAGCUCGCACAGCUUCGUAAGAUGCAGCUGCAGAACCAGGACUCCAUACUCAGUCUGCUGAAGAGGACCGAGACAGAGCUGAGUCUCCGUCUAUCAGAUGCGCUGAGAAAACAGGAAGACCCUCUCCAAAGACAGCGCCUCCUAGUGGAAGAGGAGAGACUCAAGUAUCUGAACGAGGAGGAACUCAUCAUACAGCAACUGCAUGAUCUGGAAAAGUCAGUGGAGGAAAUCCAGAAGGAGAUGUCUGUCAAUCACCGACAUGUGACAGUGCAGGAGCUGGAGGAGAAAAUCUCGCUGCUGAGGAAACUGGGAGAGACUCUUACGGAGCUGAAGAAUCUUUUCCCAGGGCUCCAGAGUAAAAUGCGUGUGGUGUUACGAGUGGAAGUGGAAGCUGUGAAAUUCCUGAAAGAGGAGCCACACAGACUGGACGCCCUGCUUAAACGCUGCAAAUCUAUCACAGACACACUCUCCACGCUGAGGAGGCAGGUGAAUGAAGGAGUGUGGAAGACCCAGGAUGAGUAUUCCAGCCCCUCCCCUAAACUCGGAGGAGGGGAUGAGUACAGGAAGAACCCAGACUUCGACAUUCCAACCAGCCCACCGCUAAGCCUCAAUGAGACCAGCCUGGCUAACUGGAGCCCUCACUCUGGUCAAAGACACAGCCACUCGAACCCUUCUAGUGCACAGCGUGAGAAAGAUUCUCAUGGGGUGGUGGGCUCGUUAAAGGGACGGGAGCUGGGCGAGCUGGGAGGUCGAGGCGGGUCUGAUAAGGCCUCAUCUGUGGAAGUGAGACUGGCAGCAGAGCGGGAUUGGGAAGAAAAGAGGGCCAGUCUGACACAGUACAGUGCUCAGGACAUUAAUCGACUGUUGGAGGAGACUCAGGCUGAGCUCAUGAAGGCCAUUCCUGACUUGGACUUUGCUGCCAAGCAGAUCCGACCUGCUCAGAACCAGAUUCAAAACCAAAACCAGAGCCCCAGUCCGUCUAACACCAAUGCCACACCUGAACACAAGCCUAAUAAACCUCAGAAUAAACUUUCCAGUAAAGAUAGCGGAUCUAGACGAGGCUCGGAUGAACUGACGGUGGCAAGGUAUCGAACGGAGAAGCCCGCAAAAUGCCCCCCUCCUCCACCUCCCCGCCGAAGUUUCCCCUCCUCUCCUGGGCUUACUACACGCAGCGGAGAGAUGAUCAUUCCUGGAAAGAGUAUAAAGAAGUCAGAAUCAGAGGAGACCGAGUCUCAGAAGCCACACGUUAAGCUGAGGAGGAGUGUAUCCGAAGCCCCCCGACCAGCCUCCACCUCACUAAAGCUGCUUCCUUGA
This is a messenger RNA of Sinocyclocheilus grahami, 3453 nucleotides long. RefSeq names its product SRC kinase signaling inhibitor 1-like. Gene Ontology annotation, cellular component: cytoplasm; actin cytoskeleton; postsynaptic density. Lineage: Eukaryota; Metazoa; Chordata; Actinopteri; Cypriniformes; Cyprinidae. Gene Ontology annotation, biological process: regulation of dendritic spine morphogenesis. The transcript is spliced from 18 exons. The coding region runs from base 7 to 3453 and encodes 1148 amino acids. The record is from RefSeq and is a predicted model, not a curated record.